CUAAUGCUGUGUUGGAUCUGCCGAAAGAUACUCCUUCUUUGGAGUCUAGCGAAGGUCUUCGCCAGCUGUCACUGGAUGCUCAGACCGCCGAUCCUCAGGUACGGGAUAUCCUCAAGAAGCUCAGAGCUGCUGAUGGUGUUAUUGACGGUUAUGAGCUCUAG
Molecule: messenger RNA, 161 nt
Organism: Perkinsus marinus ATCC 50983
Lineage: Eukaryota; Perkinsozoa; Perkinsida; Perkinsidae
Exons: 1
Source: RefSeq, a predicted model, not a curated record